UGGUGGGGGAGCUUCCAGAACCUCUUCAGCCUUUUUUUGUCCCGAAAAUACAAAACAUAACCAAACCACCAACAGGCGCAUCCAAGAAGUUGACAGCAGCGACAUAAAAUCACAAACUACCCAAUUGGACCCAUUACAAUAUAUAUUUACCGAUAAUUUCAUACGCAUCAGCAUCAACCCAUCGAUUCGACAAACUUCACAUCAGCAUGGACAACAACGCCCAACCCCAAGGGGGGCACCUACAGCUCCAACCCCAAAUGGACAUCGACAUCCACGAACCCUUCACAACCGCCGAACACAUUCAGCAGCUCAGCAACAUCGACAAUGACAUCGUCUCCCUUCUCGAACUAACCUCCAACGCCCUCCGCUGCCUCGCCUCCCCACCACCCACGUCAUCCGACAACCAGAACCAAACCGAAGCCGAACAACAAAAACAACAAGAACAAGACCAAGAAGACGCAACAACCCGCUUCACCCAGAUCCAAUCCACCUUCCUCUCCACCCUCGACCGCGUCGACAAGCAGCUCCGUCGACAAAUCUACGCCAUGGAAGAAGCAGGCAUCAUCAACCUUCGCUCCUCCUCUUCCAACUCCAAUCCCAACAACCCCGACGACGACGGUACCGGCGGUCCAGGCGAACCAAGCGCUUCCAACAAACCCGGCGGUUACGCGGCCGCUUCUGCACCCAAAAACCCCGGCGAACUCACGCGCCCAGCCAAGAUCGAGACGCACCGCGGCGCCAAGUGGGUGCGGCCCGUGGUGGCACGACUGGACCCGGACGGUGUGGGGAGGUAUGGGAAUCUGGAUGUAGGGAGGAUGAAUAUGGCGAUUGAUACCGUCGAGAGGGAUAUGGAACGGGAGCUGUGGCUGAGGGCGAAGGAGCAUGCGGAGAGGGUGGUGAAGGAGAAAGGAGUUCCUGCUGCUGGUGUUGGGCCGCUUGGUGCAGGUGGUGUGAUUAAGAAGGAGGAGGAAGGAGCGGAUCGGAUGGAUGAGGACUAGAGGUCACUUCCCCUUUUUGGUGCUGGUGGUGGUCCACCGGUGGUUAAUGAGGAUUAGAGGUCUGGUUCCCUUGGUGCUGGUGGCGCUGAGGGCGUGGUUAUUCAAGAAGCAGGAGCAGCAGAGCGAAUGGACGAGGGCUUGAUGGGAGCUGAUCAGAUGGAUGAGGACCGGAUGUCUGAAACCGAGGAAUUCUACACGCCGCCCGAGUCUUUUUGAUUUACUCGGACGUUGCACGACAUGGCAGGAGCGAUUUUCAGGAUUCGUACGACAGGUGGCUUGCUUGGUUGGUUUUUCGGAUGCAUGUCUAUCAGGAGUUUGGGACUUUGAAACAUGAUCGAAUUUGGCAUUACGGUGGGUUUUCAGGCGUUAGGUCGUUGUUCUAGUGAGCUUUACAUUGGGUUGCUGUUGAUAGGAGAUAUCAUUACAUGCAGUCUACACAUCAGUAGGAUUUGAAACUCCAACGAAUGACUGUGUAAGGAGUUCAAUUUUGAUCGAAAC
Neurospora hispaniola is the source of this 1496-nucleotide messenger RNA. Its product is annotated as mediator complex protein-domain-containing protein. The record is from RefSeq and is a predicted model, not a curated record. Gene Ontology annotation, molecular function: transcription coregulator activity. The transcript is spliced from 2 exons. Gene Ontology annotation, cellular component: mediator complex. Gene Ontology annotation, biological process: regulation of transcription by RNA polymerase II. Lineage: Eukaryota; Fungi; Ascomycota; Sordariomycetes; Sordariales; Sordariaceae. The coding region runs from base 207 to 998 and encodes 263 amino acids.